GCAAGAAGAAGAUCGAAAGCGUAAAAUCCAUCAAGUUCCGGUGGAAAGAAGUUGGUUCUGGAGUCUUGGACUCCCUGGCGUGAUCAGCCCGAUAGGACCGUUUUCAUCUUGGCGUCGGGGGUUCCCCAGGGUGCUGGGCGGUAAGGGUGUUCACUGUGGGCACAGUUGCCUUUCCGAUCUCUCUGAAAGACCGGAACGGAUGAUGGCUCACCUUCUCUCUGCAAUGACCUUCUGGAGUGCUUCCUUCCGAAGAGGUUGAAGCGCGCCUGUACAUGACCUGCGCGGUUGGGUUUCAAUGGAGCUGUAGUUUCAAAUGGGGGAGCUGUAUCCCUUCUGAGACGAUCAGAAACAGACGUGGGUUUCGCCCGAGGGCGCUUGAAUCAAGCGCUGUAUUGGUGCUCUUCGAUACUCGUUGCAGUUGUGCGAGAAUCUUGCGGGAACCGGUUGCUGUUGGCUGGGAGCGUUGGGGACCAAUGGAAGAAGAGAAGGACGCCUUCUAUGUGGUUAGGAAGGGAGACACUGUGGGGGUAUACAAGUCCUUGAAGGAUUGCCAAGGCCAAUUGUGGGACCCAACUUUUAGCGUGUAUAAAGGUCAUUACUUGUCUAAGCAAGCUGAAGAAUAUCUGGCUCUUUGCGGGCUGAAGAAUGCUGCCUACUCAAUCUGUUCAAUGGACCUGAAGGAGGAUGUUUUUGGACCUCUUGUUCCAUGUUCUCAUCAGGAACCAGAUGGCGUUUUCUCUUCUUUUGCCAAGAGGUCCAGUAAAACAGUUGAGCAGAAGAGGCCAGUUGAAAUUCGUGAUGCAGAUUCCAUUAAUGACUUGAGAAAUGACGUAGUGCCCUUAUCCGAUGAAGCAUGGGAACUAGAAGCACUCUCUAUGUGUAUUUUGUAUGACAAGGAAGCUUGUGGAUCAACUGGUCUUCCAAAUGAACGUUCUAAGCAUCAAAAAAUAAUCAAUGCGACGGCAAGGCCCAUUGCUAGUUAUAGUGAACCUCUCAGGCUUCAAGUAGCGCAGUUAGAGGAAAACAUAAAUGAUUGUGGUUCAACGACUCAUAUUUCAAAAUCUAGAAAUGAUAUUUGUGUACUUGAAUUUGAUGGUGCUUCAAAAGGAAAUCCUGGAAAGGCUGGUGCUGGUGCUGUUUUACGAAUGGAUGGUGGAACUAUGAUUUGUCGUCUUCGUGAAGGUGUUGGUGUUGCCACAAACAAUUUUGCUGAGUACCGAGCUGUCAUACUUGGAAUGAAGUAUGCUCUUAGAAAAGGGGUUACAAGGAUUAAGGUUCAAGGUGAUUCCAUGCUAGUUUGCAUGCAGAUACAAAAUAAAUGGCAGACCAAGAACAAGAACAUCCUUGAUCUGAGCAAUGAGGCUAAGAAGUUGAAGGACAAGUUUCUCUCUUUCCAAAUCAAUCAUAUACCAAGAGAACUCAAUUCUGAAGCUGAUCGUCAGGCAAAUUUAGCCAUUGUUCUGGCAGAUGGUGAAGUUGAAGAGGAAUAUGAGAACAAGCUACUAACAUGAUAACGAUUUGCAGCUUAAGUUUACCGGCUUGUAUGCAUGCAGAAAAUGGUUCUGCUAACCAGACAUAGCCUUCUUAUCAAGUUUUGUUCAUGAUUCUAUCUUUUGUAAGAUACGUGUAUAUAUUAAUGUUGACUUAGGCAAAACUUUGCUGUUUUAAGCAGGCAAUUCUUUCUGUUACUAAUUAUUGGCUUACCCCGA
This is a messenger RNA of Nymphaea colorata (pocket water lily), 1709 nucleotides long. RefSeq lists its product as uncharacterized. The coding region runs from base 273 to 1511 and encodes 412 amino acids. Gene Ontology annotation, molecular function: RNA-DNA hybrid ribonuclease activity; nucleic acid binding. The transcript is spliced from 12 exons. Lineage: Eukaryota; Viridiplantae; Streptophyta; Magnoliopsida; Nymphaeales; Nymphaeaceae. The record is from RefSeq and is a predicted model, not a curated record.